AUGGUCCAUGACCAGCUUGAUGUGUUGACGGCUUUCCUGCAUGGCGUCAUGAAGGAACAAGUGAUCUGUGUGAUUCCUGAAGGCGUCAACCUUGAUAGUACGUUCGACUGCCUGGUAUUAGUGAAGUCAAUUUACGGCCUCAAGCAAGCGUCGCGAGUGUGGAACGAGACGUUCGACAACCAUUGUGUGCUUGUACUGGUCGACGUGGAAGACGUCUUGGUGACUGGAAGCUCGCUUGAGCUAAUUGCACGAACCAAGAACGACUUGAAGACACGUUUUGAGAUGACAGACAGCGGCAAGUAUUCAUUUGUUCUAGGGAUCGAGCUUUUGGACGGUGAAGAUGGCAGUGUGACUCUGUGUCAGCGCCGUUAUGUCGAUGAUAUCCUCAAGCGCUUUGGAAUGGAGGAGUGCAAGGCUGUGGCGAGUCCUGUGGAUGUCAGUUCUCGAGUGAUGUCAAGCAGCACUGCGAACAAGAUCGAUGUUCCAUGCCGUGAAGCUGUUGGUGCUUUGAUGCAUCUGACGACUGCAAAACGACCGGACAUUGCCUGUGCUGUGAGCUUUGUGUCGCGCUUCAUGGAGAAUCCCCAAGAAGAACACUGGGUUGCGGUCAAGAGCAUCUUUCGCUACCUACAAGACACCAAGAUGCAUGGAAUGUGCUCCAAGCCAAGUGCAUGGAUCGCUUUUCGUGGCUAUUCGGACGCAGACUGGGCCGGCGACCUUACUGAUCGCAAGUCAACGUCUGGCUACGUCUUCAUGCUAUUGGGUGCUCCAGUGAGUUGGGUCAGCAAGAAGCAGCCAAGUGUGUCACUGUCUACAAGUGAAGCGGAGUACAUUGCGCUAAUUCUGGCGAUUCAAGAAGGCAAGUGGAUCCACCGCUUACUAUGCGAUAUCAUGGCAGCUGCUAACGUGGACGGACCCGAUCUCAUCAUCCGAGAAGAAAAUCAGUCCUGCAUCAAAAUGACCAAGAAUCCGGUCAACCACGGCCGCGCCAAACACAGUGAUAUCAAGUACCAUCACAUUCGCGAUGAAGUCAAGCGCGGUGAAGUGAAGCUUGAAUAA
Messenger RNA from Peronospora matthiolae, 1059 nucleotides. The record is from the annotation of a GenBank genome assembly. NCBI's taxonomy places the organism in Eukaryota, Oomycota, Peronosporomycetes, Peronosporales, Peronosporaceae.